AUGCGCGAUGCAAUAGCGCCUCAGGAAGAAGAUGCCCGCGAAAGUCACUCGGCGCGCAAUUCGGCGCUUACGUUCCUUCACUAUCUCAAACGCCUUCAAGGCCCAACGUUCGUUCGGCGGGUGAGGAUUCAACUUCGGUACGGUUUCAGGGCGUCCAUCUUUGAAGUCCAUUACGCACCUCCUCCAGCGCUACCUAGGCCGCGCUCGCGCAUCCCUGAGUUGGAGAAGGACCCCCUCGACCGACAUGCAAAGUUACAGCCCGCCAGACAAUCUUCCUAGACCUCGGCAACAACGUGAACGCCGGGAUCAUC
Messenger RNA from Schizophyllum commune H4-8, 311 nucleotides. RefSeq lists its product as uncharacterized. The transcript is spliced from 2 exons. Bases 1 to 279 code for a protein of 92 amino acids. The record is from RefSeq and is a predicted model, not a curated record. NCBI's taxonomy places the organism in Eukaryota, Fungi, Basidiomycota, Agaricomycetes, Agaricales, Schizophyllaceae.